AGAGCUGCCUACGAGGAGGCUGGUGUCCGGGCAGCUGCCUGCUGGCCAGCCUGGGGGCAGUGAGGAACACCCCGACCACGGCAUCAACGGACCUGGACCCCAGUGGUUCCCUGGGUGAAAUGUAGCAGAGCGGAGAGUUUCCCCCUCUGGAUGGGUAUACUGGAAGGUAUUGGAGCAGGCACUUUCCAGGACCUGUGGCUUCCAUCAAAAACUGGAGAGUGAUGCCCAUCUCUGUCUGCCUGCUGUGUUCUCCACCUGAAAACAUCGCUGGGGCCUGGCUUAUUAGGUGAAGAUCACGAAGCCCUUAAAAUAGCAACGGAUCCUACCCAGCGUUUUUCAUCAACCAAACCCAGAGUAUCCCCACUGAGUAUUCUACCUCUCCCAUUCUUUGGUGGGAUCCCUGGACUCAGGUGAGGAACAUCUGAGGUACGGAGCCCUCCCUCUGGCUGUCAUGGAGCCCACAGCUCACAACCAGCAGGAAGCAUCUACUGCUUCCAGCACGGAGACAGCAGAAGACCUUGCCUCCAAGUUAAAUGCUGCUGUGAGGAACAGAAAUAAAGAAGCUGUAAUGGAGCUGCUGGAGAAAGGGGCAGAUGUGAACUCCAAAGCAGAAAGUGGCUGGACACCACUGCAGAGUGCCGUGCAAGCUGAUGAUGAGUACCUGGUCCAGCUUCUGCUGGACAAGGGUGCUUGUCCACAUGCCAGGAAGGACAAUGGUGGCACUGCAUUUAUUGAAGCAGGGGCAGGGGGAAACAAGAAUAUACUGAAGCGCCUCCUUGAUUGUGGGGUAGACAUUAAUGACCAUGAUGACAACGGCUUCACAGCUUUCAUGGAGGCUGCAUGGUAUGGGAAGGAGGAAGCCUUGAGAUUCCUGUAUAGCAAAGGAGCAAAUGUAAAUUUGAGGAGGGCAGUUAGUGAGGAGAAGGUGAAACUGCAUAAAGGAGGUGCGACAGCACUGAUGGAUGCUUGUAGGGAGCGCUACUUCUCAGUUGUAAAAACUCUUGUCCGAGAGAUGGGGGCUGACGUGAACAUUCGUGACAACAAAGAUAGGAAUGCCUUGAUCCAUGCCCUCAAGAAGGCUUGUACCAAGGAAACAUACGAGUCAGCAGUCUCCAUAGGCUGUUUCCUGCUGGAGUGUGGUGUUGAUGUGAACAGCAAAGAUGAAUGUGGGAAAACUGCCCUCAUCCUAGCUGUUGAAAUGCAGAGCCCAGACUUGGUGAAAGCUUUACUGGAGAAGGGUGAAAUAGAUAUUGAUGACGCAGAUGAGGAGGGCAACACAGCUCUGAUGGUGGCUGUAGAGAAAAAUUAUUUUGAUAUAGCAAAGUUGUUGUGUGAACAAGGAGCAAGGACUGAUGUAGGGAACCUUAUCGCUGUUGCGAAUAGGAACCGUAAUCGUAACAUGGCAGAUCUUCUUCGCCAAUAUAAUGCCAAGUUUGUUCCAGAAACCCUCGAAGACUGGGAGCCAAACAGCAAACGUUGGAGGGACCAGCUGAAAAAUCUUCAUAAAAUGUAUCGCCCUAUGAUUGGCAAGCUGAAGAUAUUUCAAUACUUCCAGCAGAAAAUUCAGAACACUUCUCAGGGUGGAAUCUACCUGGGGCUCCACGGUGAGACUGAAGUUGCAGUAAGAAUAAGCCGCAGUACAGAAGGUGACGAAGAGAAAAGGUUCUUUGAACAGUGUGGUAACUGUGAACAUCUAUUGAAGCUCUUCCAGUUUGAGAAGGCAAAAGGCUACAUGUACUUGUGCUUCCCCCUUUGGGAGAAAAACCUUGAAGAAUAUCUGCAGGAACCAAAAGACCACGAGGAUUACAAAGGUGCUCUGAAGAUGAUCUUCCAGGCAGUGAGAGAGCUGCACUCCCUUGGAUUUGCUCACCAGGAUCUGCAUCCCAGCAACUUUUUAAUAGAUUUAGGUGGCAAAAUUUACCUGGCGGACUUUGAUAAUAAAAGAAGGUCGAUUGAAGACAAAAAAGAACUUAUAAACUCAGAUUUAGAGGCCCUCAGCAGGCUCGUGCUGUACGUUUUAACAGGGGGUAAGAAACCCCUUCAGCAAGUCAGUGCCGAGGAUUUGACUGAUGAUUCCCCAGAUUACCACGAGGCUCUAGACCUCGUACGUUGCCUGGCCUCUCACGACGAACGGGGAGUGGAAGGUUUGAGCAAACAUCCCUAUUUCUCCAGCAAACAGGACAGGUUCCAGUUCCUGAAAGGUAUAUGGAAUAAAAUCAAAGAUUUACCCAACCAAAACACUGUCUUUCAAGAUUUUAACGCUACUGAAAGAUUCCCUUAUCCGAGCUGGACCAAGGAGAUUGACAAAGAUGUUCUGAAGAUCAUGGAAAAUCCCAAGAAUGGAAGAAAAUUCAAAUAUAAAAACAACGUCAAUAUGCUACUGAGGCUCAUGAGAAACCUGGAUGAACACCCAGAUAGCAGGAUCAGUGACAAAAUAGGAGACUAUGCUGAGUAUUUCUUGGAGCUUUUUCCAGAACUUACCAUUUAUGUCUACAACAGUUUACGCCGGAAUCCAAAAUACAGUCACUGGGCAGACCUGUAGGAUGUCAUUGCCCCAUAUCUCAUGUCUGAUGUCUGACCCCACCAUCAGUGCCUCUUUUUAUUCCCUAUUUCUUCAUCUGCAAAAGAGUUGAAGAAAGUGGGUAAGGAGAUUGGAGAGAGCAGGGACAGGAGCAUGGAGGAUUAAGAAACGAAAGAUGCUUCAGAAGUGUUUGGUGUAACAACCAUGGGCUUUGGAGAGGAACCAAGCUGAGUGCCAGCCCAGGUCCUCCUUGACUACCUCUGUCCCUCUGGGCUUAUCCAUCUGUGAAGUGGAGAUCAAGGCCUUGAUCCUUUGUGGAGAGCAGGGAGAUGUGGAACAGCCCCCAAACACCCAACGCAUCUGGGAGACAGGAGAAGAGCUCAGGUGUUGCCAGGCAACGUGGGACUCUCUGACAAAGGAAAAGGAGUUCAAGCUCCUUGCUAGGGCAAAUAUUCCCAACAGCUUGCACUGAUGAGCCACUCAUCUACCCCUAGAAAGACAUGGAUUCUCUCUGUUCAGUCUUUUUGAAACACUGCAGCUAGAAAAUCACAGAAUCACAGAAUCUUAGUGGUUGGAAGGGACCUCCGAGAUCGAGUCCAUGAGAUGCCUAGGCAAUGGUCUGGCUGCAGAGUUGCCCUUGGCCCAUUACCUGCUCUGAUCUGGUAGAGGCACUCUCAGCUCAGUCUGUUGGGACCUGAAGGACUUCUGUUGGAGGAGGCAGGAGAUGUUUCUGCGAGCAACAGAUGUAAGGAGCACAAUCCCACAAAACUCUGCUACUGCACUAGCCCUGACUCGCCUGAAAAAGGUCACUCAUGCCAAAGGGACUGCAGGGACGGGUUCCUCCUGGAAUGGACAAUCUCUGCUGUGGCAGGCUGGGUCUGCAAGGCAGGGCUAGGUACAACUUCUCCCUGUCUCCAAAACUGUGCUGCUGGUGGUGUAUCACUGUCCUCCUGCCAGUCCCAGCUCCCGUGCACAGAGCUGGUGCCUGCACAGCACACAGCUGGCUCAGAGCUUUGGUACUGGAGGCUGGGUGGCACAAACCCAUCUCUGAAAUCCUGCAGCAUGCAAAGUGUCUCUGGUCAUCCAAGGGCUCACUCGUUUCUCAGCUAAUGCAGUGAUUUGCACAAUGAUUAUAGGUUGCUUACGGAAAUAAUUUUCAGCUGUUGAAAAGACUUUUGUUUUUAUUCCAACUGAGAUCGUUAUUCUUUCAAUUAGCCUCUGGAGAACCCAACUUGGAAUAAACUUGCCAGGAAAACUGA
This is a messenger RNA of Calidris pugnax (ruff), 3780 nucleotides long. It is a transcript of the gene RNASEL, whose product is annotated as ribonuclease L (2',5'-oligoisoadenylate synthetase-dependent). The coding region runs from base 452 to 2542 and encodes 696 amino acids. Gene Ontology annotation, molecular function: protein kinase activity; RNA binding; protein binding. NCBI's taxonomy places the organism in Eukaryota, Metazoa, Chordata, Aves, Charadriiformes, Scolopacidae. The record is from RefSeq and is a predicted model, not a curated record. Gene Ontology annotation, biological process: mRNA processing; protein phosphorylation. The transcript is spliced from 8 exons.